AUGUACCAUAUUAGUGCAACCACCGCCCUUCCCAACACGGCCAACCACCUCCAAAAAUUCAAUCCCGCCUCUCUCUCGCGUCUCAAGACAGUUGACACCCUCGCGUCCGAAAUCCAAGGAACAUACAGCUGCAACUGGGCUGGUGAAAUUCUCGAGAAUCCGCCCCCAGACACAACCCACAGCUACGUCUCAGCGACCAUCACAGUCCCAACCCCAACACUGACCGACGCAACCACAUACCAAGCAGCAUCGGCAUGGGUCGGCAUUGAUGUGAGCACGUACUCAGCUGCUAUAUUGCAACUGGGGUUGAUUUUAUAUGGUUGA
This is a messenger RNA of Penicillium arizonense, 324 nucleotides long. RefSeq lists its product as uncharacterized. The coding region runs from base 1 to 324 and encodes 107 amino acids. Gene Ontology annotation, biological process: proteolysis. The record is from RefSeq and is a predicted model, not a curated record. NCBI's taxonomy places the organism in Eukaryota, Fungi, Ascomycota, Eurotiomycetes, Eurotiales, Aspergillaceae. The transcript has a single exon. Gene Ontology annotation, molecular function: glutamic-type endopeptidase activity.